Messenger RNA from Ceraceosorus guamensis, 3342 nucleotides. RefSeq names its product putative CDC48-microsomal protein of CDC48/PAS1/SEC18 family of ATPase. Gene Ontology annotation, molecular function: polyubiquitin modification-dependent protein binding; ATP hydrolysis activity; ATP binding. The record is from RefSeq and is a predicted model, not a curated record. Lineage: Eukaryota; Fungi; Basidiomycota; Exobasidiomycetes; Ceraceosorales; Ceraceosoraceae. Gene Ontology annotation, cellular component: cytosol; VCP-NPL4-UFD1 AAA ATPase complex; nucleus. The transcript has 6 exons. Gene Ontology annotation, biological process: retrograde protein transport, ER to cytosol; mitotic spindle disassembly; autophagosome maturation. Bases 369 to 2885 code for a protein of 838 amino acids.
GAUGAUGUGCGCGCCGCUCUGACUGCUUGAACGCGCAAGCCUCACCGCACGCUCUGCAGGGCUCGAGUCUUGAUUUAGCUGAGGGAUUAUUGGGGAUUGCGCGUUGAUCUAGGUCGAAGCUUAUGAUGAAUGCGCAGCUGAUCAGAGCGAACUUGAGUCACCUUCACCCACCAUUUUGACUGUCCCGAGUUUCUCGUCCCAUCGACCACCACCACCAUCGCCUUCACUCUGUGCCAGUGAUUAUUCUUUGUGAAAUAGUCUCUCCGCUCGAAGGGACUUCGAUCUGCACUUGCUUGCAUACCUCCCUGACUGCUCGCUCCCCAAAGUUCUCUCAGCCGAUCGGCAGUCACUCCAGUAGCUUCGACAUCAUGGCGUCUGAGCAACCAGGAGCGCCCAUUGGCGACGAUAAGCCCGUCAUUCCACCGCCUGCUGCCAACAACGACGGCACAGGUGGCGACGAAACCGCCACUGCAAUCUUGCGCCAGAAGAAAUCUCCGAACAGACUCUUCGUCGAUGAGGCCACCACCGAUGACAACUCCGUGGCUUGCUUCUCUGCAGCCAAGAUGGAAGAGCUUGGUCUAUUCCGGGGUGACACCGUCCUUCUGCGCGGAAAGAAGCGCCGAGACACCGUCUUGAUCUGCUUGACGGCAGAUGACACCGAGGACAGCAAGAUUCGUCUGAACAAGGUCGCUAGGAACAACUUGCGCGUCAAGCUCGGCGACUUGGUCACCGUACAUGCGUGCCACGAUAUUAAGUACGGCAAGCGCAUUCACGUCUUGCCCUUCGACGACAGCGUCGAGGGUCUCACUGGCAAUAUCUUCGAUGUCUACCUCAAGCCAUACUUCCUCGAGGCAUAUCGCCCAGUCCGCAAGGGCGACACUUUCACUGUUCGUGGCGGCAUGCGCGCUGUUGAGUUCAAGGUCAUUGAGACGGAUCCUGCAGAAUUCUGCAUCGUCGCGCAAGACACUGUAAUCCACACGGAGGGAGAUCCUGUCAAGCGUGAAGACGAGGAAGCAAAUUUGGCAGAUGUAGGCUACGACGAUAUCGGAGGUUGCAGGAAGCAGAUGGCUCAGAUUCGCGAAAUGGUAGAAUUGCCUCUCCGACACCCUCAGCUCUUCAAGGCUAUCGGUAUCAAGCCGCCCCGAGGAGUUCUCAUGUACGGCCCUCCCGGUACCGGUAAGACCCUCAUGGCGCGAGCUGUGGCGAACGAAACAGGCGCUUUCUUCUUCCUGAUCAACGGACCAGAGAUCAUGAGUAAGAUGGCUGGAGAAUCUGAAUCCAAUCUGAGAAAGGCAUUUGAGGAGGCGGAGAAGAACUCGCCUGCAAUCAUCUUCAUCGAUGAGAUCGACUCAAUCGCGCCAAAGCGAGAGAAGACCAAUGGAGAGGUCGAGCGUCGUGUAGUUUCCCAGCUUUUGACUCUCAUGGACGGUCUCAAAGCGCGUUCCAACAUUGUUGUCAUGGCCGCGACGAACCGGCCCAACUCCAUCGACCCGGCACUUCGCCGGUUCGGGCGCUUCGACCGCGAGGUCGACAUCGGCAUCCCUGACCCCACCGGACGUCUCGAGAUCCUUCGCAUCCACACGAAGAACAUGAAGCUGGGCGACGAUGUGGAUCUUGAACAAAUAGCAGCCGACACUCACGGCUAUGUGGGCAGCGACAUGGCAAGCUUGUGCUCCGAAGCUGCGAUGCAGCAGAUUCGUGAGAAGAUGGAUCUGAUCGACCUCGACGAGGACACGAUCGAUGCUGAGGUGCUUGACAGCCUUGGCGUCACGAUGGAGAACUUCCGCUUCGCCCUUGGCGUCUCAAACCCUUCGGCUCUGCGCGAGACUGUGGUGGAAGUCCCCACUGUCACAUGGAAAGACAUUGGUGGUCUGGAGAAGGUCAAGCAGGAGCUGCAAGAGACAGUGUCCUACCCUGUCGAACACCCAGAAAAGUUCCUCAAGUAUGGAAUGUCUCCAUCCAAGGGUGUACUCUUCUACGGCCCCCCAGGUACUGGUAAGACGAUGCUUGCGAAGGCUAUUGCCAACGAAUGCCAGGCCAACUUCAUCUCGAUCAAGGGCCCAGAACUCCUUACAAUGUGGUUCGGAGAAAGCGAGGCCAACGUCCGUGAUGUCUUCGACAAGGCACGUGCUGCAGCUCCCUGUGUCAUGUUCUUCGACGAGCUGGACGCCAUUGCGAAGAGCCGUGGUGGUUCAAAUGGCGACGCCGGUGGCGCUGGCGACCGAGUCAUCAACCAGAUCUUGACAGAGAUGGACGGUAUGAACGCGAAGAAGAACGUUUUCGUGAUCGGCGCUACAAACAGACCCGACCAGAUCGACUCCGCCAUCUUGCGUCCUGGGCGUCUCGACCAGCUAAUCUAUAUUCCGCUGCCUGACGAGACGAGUCGUCUUUCUAUUCUUUCCGCCACUCUCAAGAAGUCGCCGGUGGCCCCCAGCGUCGAUCUCAACUACCUCGCAAAACACACCCACGGCUUCUCUGGAGCUGAUCUGGCCGAGAUCUGCCAGCGCGCUGCCAAGCUGGCAAUCCGUCAAAGUAUCGAGGCUGACAUCAGACAAGCACGCGAGCGAGAGGAGAAGAGAUUGGCAGAGGGCGGAGCACCCGCCGACGACAUCAAGAUGGAGACCGAUGCGGCCGUAGAAGAAGAGGCUGGCAUCGACGAGGUGCCUGAAAUCACCGUCGAUCACUUCGAAGAGGCCAUGAAGUUCGCUCGUCGCUCAGUUUCAGAUCAGGACAUCAGAAGGUACGAGAUGUUCGCUCAGAACCUGCAACAAUCUCGUGGUCUAGGAUCGGGUUUCAAAUUCCCUGAUGAGGGUGGUGCAGGUCGUCAAGAAUCUGGUGGCGCUCAAUUCGGCGCGGAUGGCGAUGAUGAUGACCUCUACGCGUAGUAGCGCCUAGUCCUUCUAGACUUUCUUCGCACGACAUUCACUGGCUGCUCGCCCUGCUAUUCAAAAACACUCUGUCAGGUUACUCUUGUUGAUCAUGGUUCCCGAAAUCGAACGCAAAGACGCGCUGUAUUGAAUGAAUCUGGGGCCUCCACGUGUGUGGCAAGACGUCAAUUCGGUCAUCACUUCAAUACGUCUGUCGAAAUUGAGGAUGAAAGCAGAGUUGGCGUGUGGCCGUAGCAGGGAAAGACGUGGAUGCUCUCAAGGUGCCCUCGUAAAAAUAGACCUUGAGGCACAGCUGGCGAGUCUUCAUCUCGUCGGAUAAUGCUCCACGCCCCCUUCAUAGCAUGGCGUGAGCUCCGGCUGCUUCACGCACAACGUCAUCUCCGACAUUCAUGCGUUGUGGUUUGCGCAUGCACUCUCAGACUACGAAAGCCACUAGCACCUGCUGCAAAGCGUC